CACCUUGACAUCAUGUAAGUUUAUUUCUACAAAAAGGCUCACGAGAUAUAAUCAUAAACACCUAUAAACAAUGGCAGGUGUACCUGUGAUAGACUUCCAAGUAUAUGGACUCGAUGGAGCUACAGACAUUGUACCAACUGAUACAGAUCUUAAAAAGGUUGCAGUGGAAAUGUACGAUGCACUAACAAAUGUGGGGUGUCUGUACAUUAAGAAUCAUGGGAUGUCACCUAAAAUGGUGAAAAGACUUGAGGCUGCAGCUCUUCAAUUCUUUAGCUUGCCUAUUGAAGAAAAGAUGAAGUUCAAAGGAAAUGCUAUAACCCAUGGUUACGUCCCAAUGGGUGUAGAACGAUUAGGGAAUGCAACUGAACCUGAUGUUAAAGAGUCAUUCGUGUAUUUUCCUGAAAAUCUAGCACCAUGGCCGGAGAUCGAGGACUUUAAAGAGAGUUUCAUUGACGUAUUCCACAACUUCACAAUUCUGCUUCAUAGGAUUUUAGAAGUUUUAGCGCUCUCACUAGAUCUGGAAAGGGAGUUCUUUAAGAAGCACCAUUGUACAUUAGAAAGGCAAGGUGGGACAGUUAUGCGUACAGCAUUGUACCCAAAGAUGCCAGAUGACUUUAAGAAAACUGAUGGUCAACUUAGAUGUUCAGAACAUACAGACUGGGGAACUGUGACCGUUAUCCACCAAGAUAAUGUCGGUGGUCUACAGGUGAAGACUAAAUCUGGCGAGUGGAUUGAUGUGAAACCAAAGGAUGGUACGUUUGUGGUGCAAAUUGCAGACCUUAUGCAAAGAUGGACGUCAAAUAAAUUCUACGCUCCUCCACACAGAGUUUUGAAAUUACCAGAUGAAACCAACAGCUUCAUUGGAGCCAAAAGAUCUAGGUUUAGUCUGAUUUAUUUUGGAAACCCGGAUUCUGAUACAGUGGUACAAGGGAUUGACGGAUCGAAGUAUGAGCCUAUUAUUGCAUCCCAUUACUAUGAAGAGUUGAAUGAGAAGGCUAGUAAGCAGGGUUAUGAAGAAACAUUUCACCAUACUUUGGACAUUUAAUGAAUCAGAAUAUACCCAAAUGCAUCAGAUGCAAAAAUGACUAGGUACAUUGCUGUAAUCGUGUAACUAUGAUGUAGAAUGCGACUGAAUUCUGCAAGCAUAGAGUUACCUUGGGUUGGGUUGUCACAAAAUAUUGUAAAAUAGGAACUGAAAAAUGAUAAUGAUGAUCCGAAGGCUGCUCUUUUAAAUCUGCUUUAUAAAACCAAUUCAUACUAGAAAUAUAUUGAUACUGUUACAUGAUACAUGUAGAUGCAAAACAAUGACUUUAAGAUAAACUAUAAUAUAACUAUACUAAACUAAACUACUAAACUAUAAUAUUUGAAGUUACCAGAUGAUAUUUUCGAUAUACUACUGUAAACAGCCGGCCGAUUGAGUGUUUUGUUCAAUGUUGUAUUCAAUUUUUAACAAAAUACUCAAUUGGCCGGGCGCCGUAGUGAAAAUCGGAGCAAAUG
Molecule: messenger RNA, 1497 nt
Organism: Owenia fusiformis
Lineage: Eukaryota; Metazoa; Annelida; Polychaeta; Sabellida; Oweniidae
Source: the annotation of a GenBank genome assembly